This is a messenger RNA of Sinocyclocheilus rhinocerous, 3634 nucleotides long. Its product is annotated as stromal interaction molecule 2-like. Gene Ontology annotation, molecular function: calcium channel regulator activity; protein binding; calcium ion binding. Gene Ontology annotation, biological process: intracellular calcium ion homeostasis; activation of store-operated calcium channel activity; store-operated calcium entry. Gene Ontology annotation, cellular component: plasma membrane; endoplasmic reticulum. The transcript has 13 exons. NCBI's taxonomy places the organism in Eukaryota, Metazoa, Chordata, Actinopteri, Cypriniformes, Cyprinidae. The record is from RefSeq and is a predicted model, not a curated record. Bases 100 to 3069 code for a protein of 989 amino acids.
UGUUCGAAUCAGAGGACCUGAUUGGUUCAUUUCAAGACUAACCAUGUUGAGUUUUAUCAUUUCUGUCACACAGACAGUAAGUGGCACUUGAACCCUGCGAUGCAUAAGUUCUGCCUCACCGUAUUGCUGGUGCUGCGCGGACUCAUCAUCUGCAUCUGUUCCAGCGAUGAAGUGCAGCACCCUGGACUGUACAAGGACACACCUGUGACCUCAGAUCCAUGUCUGCAAGUGAGCCCUCCGUGUAUGACAGAGGCUGACCGCUUCAGCCUGGAGGCUCUUCAGCACAUCCACAGAGAGAUGGAUGACGAUCAGGAUGGAGGCAUUGAGGUGGAGGAGAGUGUCGAGUUCAUCAUUGAAGAUAUGCAGCAGCAACAACAGGCAAACAAGCACAGUAAACUCCAUCACGAGGACCAGCAUAUCACUUUGGAGGAGCUUUGGAAAGGCUGGAAAUCUUCUGAGGUUCAUAACUGGACUCAGGAGGAUGUCUUGAGGUGGCUAAGAGAGUUUGAUGAGUUGGCUCAAUAUGAAAAGUGCUUCAAAGAGCUGCGUGUCAAUGGGAACACCUUGCCCAGAAUUGCUGCCAAUGAGCCAUCAUUUAUGAGCACUUAUCUGAAGAUCCAGGACCAGCAACACAAACAAAAACUCAAGCUCAAAGCUCUGGAUGUAGUGCUGUUUGGCCCACCUACACGACCCCCACACAACUGGAUGAAAGACCUGGUUCUGAUAGUGUCAGUAGUAAUGGGUGUUGGUGGAUGCUGGUUUGCACAAGUACAGAAUAAAGUAUCUAAGGUACAUAUUACAAAGAUGAUGAAGGACCUGGAAAGCUUGCAGAGAGCUGAACAAAGCCUCAGAGACUUACAGGAGCAGUUGGAAAAGGCCCAGGAAGAGAAGCGCACCGUGGCGGUAGAGAAGAAGAAUCUAGAGGAAAAGAUGAGGGACGAGAUUCAGGGUGCUCAGGAAGAGGCCAACCGCCUGCACAAACUCCGAGAUGGAGCAGUGAGUGAACUCACCCGUCUUUGGUAUGCAGAAGAAGAGCUCGGACAGGUGCGUGAUGCAUUGAAGAGGGCCGAAAAAGACAUGCAGUCCUUCUGGUCAGUUCCUGAAACUUUGCAGCUGUGGCUACAGCUCACCCAUGAGGUGGAGGUCCAGUACUACAGCGUCAAGAAGCAUAGUGCAGUACAACAACUCGUUACAGCUAAAGAUGAGGCUGAGAAGAUCAAGAAAAAAAGGAGUUCUUUGUUGGGUACACUAUAUGUUGCUCACAGCUCCUCAUUGGAUCAAGUGGAUCAGAGAAUUCUGGAGGCCAAGAAUGCACUAGCAGAGGUGACUGCUUGUCUACGGGAGCGUCUGCACCGGUGGCAGCAGAUUGAGAGCUUGUGUGGUUUUCCUGUGAUGAAAAAUGCAGGCCUACCCAGUCUCACUGCUUCACUCUACCCAGACCCCAACUGGAUGCUAAUGCCCCGGGCUGCAAUUCAGUCCUAUCAAAUGCCUGUUUCGGUGGAGGACAUGGAAGAAGAAAUGCCGCAGAUUAUACCUCAGAUUCCUGUAACAGUUGCACCUCUGAAAUGUUCCCCACGAUCUCUGGUACGCUCUCGCCGAUCUGGGCAUAUUGUGCCAUCACCUGUCAUCGUAUCACCUGACCCAGACCUCCUGAUUCCCAUACGAACUCCAGUACGCCGAUAUGGAGAUGAAGAAGAAGAAGAGCAUAUCAAAUUCUCCCCUCUUGUGAGACAGGAGUCUAUGGAAACAUCUUCAGAUACAGAUUCUAUCGGGUCCUCCAUCAACAGAAUGUACAGCACCCUUGAUGUUUCUCCUCGAAGAAAAUACAUUUUCUCUGACAACAUGCCCCGAAAGAUCUCCCUGGAUGAACAAGAGGACAGCCCCUCCCGCAAGAUCUCCGAGGGGGAGAUGGAUGAAUCUUUGGUGAACACCUUAAGGAAAGUUUCACGAGAUGAACUUGAUACUCCAUCAAGAAAGACAUCUAGAGACGAACUAGAGGCCACUGUGGACCAUCCUAAACAAUUGGGUAGAGGAGAAACUGAGGCUAGCAUCGAUUCAAGGAAAUUCCCCAGGGAUCUACCUUUGGAUUCCACAAUGAGGUACUACUCUACAGAAAAGAUGUGUCCAGCAGCGAUCAGCAUGGAUAGUCAGAGACAACGAUCACUCAGAGACAGAAAAGACCAUAUGGACAGCAUUUCAAAAGUGAUACCAAAAGCAGAGCUCAAUAUAGACACCACAAGUGGAACAAGAUAUUCAGAUGCCUUAAUGAACACUUCCAUUAAACACAAAGAAAACCUGGAUUUUCCAACCAGUAUCCAGCGAGGAAGAGUGUUUAGGGAAAGCUCCUUUGAUGCCACCUUUGAUAGUUCAGUGGAAAGCUCUAAACAAUUAAAAAUGUUAGGCAAAACAUAUUCAUCCAAAGACAUCCCUUCACGAAUGAUGGCACAAGAUGAUUUUGAUGUGUCCACGGAUUUCGAAAGACAGAAAAUAAGAGAUAUUUCAAUGGAUACGGCUUCAAAAAACAUACUGAAAGAGGAGUUUGAGAGAAGCAAAUCCUUUAAAGAGAACAGGGAAAUUCCCUCAAAAAAAAUCUCUCGAGAUGAGCAAGACAUUGCAAUGGAGACGCAACGAAUACAACGCAAGAUAGACAGCUCUGUGGAAACUCCCAUUGGUAAAAUACAGAGAGAGAUGGUGGGUCUAUCUGUGGAGGCUCCAAGGUGUAAGAUAUCGCAGGAAGAAUUCCUGGUUACGAACCCUGGACAGUUUGGCCCGCCUGACCUAACCGUUUACUCGUUGAUGCUCUGGAAAUCAGCCUCAGACUCGCUCAGCACACUAGUGUAUGACGGCAUUCUAGAAAAGUCCUACGGGAACCCUCUCAUGCCUAGUCCUGGUGAUCUCAGUCACGCGGCUUCAGUGUCUUGUUCUUCCCAAAGCCUUCUCGGAAAUGAAGGUCAAUCUGUAUAUGUGUCUUCUUCAGAAUUUGGUGGUAAAGACAAGGGCAAGACAUCUUCAAAGCUCAAGAAUAUAUUCAAAAAGAAAAAGGAUUUAGAAAAAUAUAAAGACUCAUAAAGGUCAACAACAAGUAGGAAUUCAGACACUUUUAAAAGACCAAAGUCUCUUAUAAAACUGGCUUGGAAAGCUGCCUUGUAAACUAGAACAUAAGCAUAGCUAAACAUGCUGAAUGGAGUAACCUUGGAUUUUCUUGCAAAAGGUUUUUCUUAGAUAAGCAGGGCCCUCAGCUAAAUGGAUGCAAUCUUGUGAAACAAGGAGCAGAACUGCACUUUUCCAACUUGGAUUCAGAGAUACUGUAUUACGCAAGAUGUUCUGUCCUGUGAAGCUGCCGAGAUAUUAAUUGCACAUUUUUCUUUCUUUAUUGUGGGAUCUAUUCAUCAUUUGAAAUAAUUUGCAAUGACAUGGACAUGUGGAGUUUUUGCUCUGAUGAACUGAGACUUUUGCAUAUUAACAAAUCAUUGUAGCAUUGAAGACACAAUCACAACAUGCUCAACCUAUUUAUUUGAUUUACUAAAGUUUUCACAAAAUGUCAGGAAAAAAGAAGACAAAUCCAAAUGACUACUAAAGGUUGCCUAAGAUACUGUAUUUACAACAGGACUAGCAAAAAUUGUAUAUAAAAAUA